AUGCAGGGAAAAAUUUUCUACAUUUUGGCACUUUCUGCUUUUUUUUCAAUAAUAUGUUACACUAUAUUUUCAUUCCACAGCAACGGCAGUUUUAUGAGACUUCCUUUCGUACCACAAGGUGUGUUGGAAAGAAACCGGACCCCUUUUAGAAAGAUUAUGGAGCAUGUUUGGACAACUCACACCUCAGACGUCCGCCAUAAAACAACAAGUAGACAUUUGGAUGUGUGCCCUGACACCCCUCCAACUCUUGUGGGUCCACUUCUUGUUGAGUUCGAAACCAAACGCACUCUGGAGAGUGUCAGGAAUCAUGUUGGGUCUUCACUUCGCCAGGGAGGACGAUAUAAACCCCCAAACUACAUUUCAAAGCAGAAGGUGGCGAUCAUAAUCCCAUUCCGAAAUCGUUACGAACACCUUAACCACUGGCUUUAUUAUGUCCAUCCGAUCCUGAUGCACCAACAGUUGGACUACGGCGUUUACAUCAUCAACCAGGAGGGAGACGGAGUGUUUAACCGGGCUAAACUGAUGAAUAUAGGAUUUGUUGAAGCACUACGUGAAUACGGUUAUGAGUGUUUUGCCUUUGCUGAUGUAGACCUGGUACCCAUAGACGAUAGAAACCUCUACAGAUGUUCUGAACAUCCAAGACAUUUGUCAGUGGCUAUAGACAAAUUUAACUAUGUAUUAUCUUCAGUAACGGCCUUCGGUGGGGUCUCCUUACUGUCAGAGGAGCAGUUCUUGAAGGUCAACGGCUUCUCAAACACUUUCUGGGGCUGGGGUGGUGAGGAUGACGAUCUCUACAAUAGAAUCAUCUUUCGAGGAAUGUCUAUAUCACGGCCAGACGCCAAAAUUGCAAAAUACAAGAUGAUCAAACAUAAAAGAGACUUACACAAUGAGGUAAAUCCAAAGAAUGCUAUCAAAGCAAAAGAAACAGCAAUCAAUAUUGAUACUGAUGGACUUAAUUCUCUAAAUUAUACUGUCAAAGAGAUUUUGAAGGACAAAAUGUACACUUUUAUCACUGUGGAUGUCCAGGCUCCACCAGUUUAAAUACCGACACUAGACCCCUGUCUUAACUGGAGUUCAGACGUUUUAACUUGGAAUGGUGGCAGUCAUAGAUUUGUGUUUAUCUUUUUAAAAGCAGCUAGAAAAUGU
This is a messenger RNA of Cyprinodon tularosa, 1146 nucleotides long. RefSeq names its product beta-1,4-galactosyltransferase 1-like. Gene Ontology annotation, molecular function: beta-N-acetylglucosaminylglycopeptide beta-1,4-galactosyltransferase activity; cytoskeletal protein binding. The transcript has 2 exons. The record is from RefSeq and is a predicted model, not a curated record. Lineage: Eukaryota; Metazoa; Chordata; Actinopteri; Cyprinodontiformes; Cyprinodontidae. The coding region runs from base 1 to 1041 and encodes 346 amino acids. Gene Ontology annotation, biological process: protein N-linked glycosylation; carbohydrate metabolic process.